AUGUUCCCAUUAGGUGUUCCCCCACCCCUCUUGACUCCUGGAUUCCCUCAGGCUUCACAACAACUGCCGUUUCAACCUUCCGCAUUUAUGCGACCGCCACCGGCCGAUUUUUACGCCCUGCCUCCGACGCCUGGCAUGUUAACGGUGCCUGGACUUGUCCCUCAGCCAGGCUCGAAUCCCUUGGCUGUGCCUCCGGGUCUGAAUCCGGUUCCGCAAUUACUCCCUACGAGGACUCUUAGCCAGGGCGUAGUAACUCCAGUUGGGGGAUUGCUUUCCAUGGCCACAUCAAAAGCGGACGAAAUUUGGGUUGAAAGUGCGGCUUCCGGUGGCCGUGUGUACUAUUACAAUAUGCAAACUCGCGAGACAAGAUGGGAUCGACCGGAGGGCGUGACUGUACUUCGACAAGGAAAAGCGGAUGACGAACAGGCUGCAGACAAAAAGGGAAAGCCCACUUCUACCGAGAGUUCUCUUUUGGGUGCGUCUGUACAAAAGCCGCCUGAAGUGGCUGCAUGGAAGGAAUACCAGAGUGCUGACGGUAAACCCUAUUACCACAACGCUCAGACAGGCGAGACAACAUGGGAAAAACCGAAAGUCAUUGCUGAUUGGGAAGCCAAGAACCUUUAA
Dibothriocephalus latus is the source of this 624-nucleotide messenger RNA. The record is from the annotation of a GenBank genome assembly. NCBI's taxonomy places the organism in Eukaryota, Metazoa, Platyhelminthes, Cestoda, Diphyllobothriidea, Diphyllobothriidae.